Molecule: messenger RNA, 767 nt
Organism: Lonchura striata (white-rumped munia)
Lineage: Eukaryota; Metazoa; Chordata; Aves; Passeriformes; Estrildidae
Gene: FAM167B
Product: family with sequence similarity 167 member B
Source: RefSeq, a predicted model, not a curated record
AACCCAAAGGCAACAAGCCAAAAAUAUUCCUCUGGAUAAGGAAAUGCCUGCCCAUCGCACUUGGGGAGGAUAAAUAGCCGGGAAGCGGGUGCAGCUGGGGUGGGGUGUGGGUGCGGGUGGGUGGUCGUGCUCAGGGUGGGGAGCUGUUGAGGGGGCACAGAGCGGCGGGGAUUUUGGGCAGAGCUCUGCUUUGUCCCGCCAUGGCUUUCGGGCAGCUGGAAUUCAAGGAGCUGGGCGAGGAGGAGCCCACCUGGGAGGAGGAGAACCUGGAGAGCCUGAAGGCGCUGGCGGCCCGGCUGCAGCUGCAGACGCGGCGCCCCUCGUACCUGGAGUGGCAGGCCCGGCUGGGGGGGCAGCGCCGGGGCAGCCCCGGGGCGGAGCGGAGCCCCGGGCACCCCCGCGAGCAGCGGGACGGGGCCGUCCGUGGCUUUGCCAGCGUGGAGGCGGCUCUGGAGUGGCUCAGGACGGAGCUGCGGGAGAUGCAGGCCCUGGACCAGCGGCUGGCGCAGCAGCUGAUGCGGCUGCGGGCGCGGCUGCAGCGGCUGAAGGUGGAGCAGGCCUGCCGGCAGCACAAGGAGAUGCUGGACGACGCCACCUUCAUCCUCGAGGGCUGCGAGGAAGACUCGGAUCUGCUGUGCACCAUCCCCCCCAAGGCCGCCUUCCUGCUCUCCACGCCGCUCAAGCACAUCGGCGUCACCCGCAUGAACAUCAACUCCCGCCGCUUCUCCCUGUGCUGAGCACCCCCCGCCCCUCCCGAGGGCACCCAU